CUCCAGUUCUGUGUUGUGACUUUGACAGACUCGAAAAAUAUUCCUUUCUACAAAUAAAAAUAUGAAUUUUGUUUAUCAAAGCCAUUGAAAAAUUGGUUGAUAAAAGAAAUCAGUUGCAGCAAGAAAGACGAAUUACAGAACCAUAAUUGUCAACUAAACAAAUUCAAUACGAACAGAUAGGUUGACUUAAUACCGAAUAAGGGAGUGCUAAGUGGCUGUUUCUGUGGAAGUCAAAUCGAUUAACUAUAGUUAUACUUUGUGUGAUGGACUCUUUACAUUGUCAAAUCGAGUGCUGAAAAAAACAUUGAAGUCUUGAUUGCAAGUGAAAGAUAGAAAACUGAAGACAUGGAAAACGAUCGAAUAUUGAUGGCUGUAGUGACUGGUGCGGUUGUCACACUCGGAGCUUUUGUCUUUUGGGGACCUUCAGGUUCGUCCCGAUUGCGACAACGCCGUGGUCAGAUUGCUGGUCUGCACAAUUUUGGGCGAACAUGUUUCCUGAACACACUUUUACAAGCUCUGGCUGCAUGUCCUCAGUUCAUUGCCUGGAUGCAACUUCAUGGUUCUGCGGAUAAAAAAAGUUUGAUCGGAUCGCUGUUGAAUACGUUAGAAGUUAUUAACGGAACACAUCCGACCUUGCGAUCGGAUCCAUAUUCACCGGGCGCUGUUAUUCGAGCAUUGAACAAUUUGGGUUGGGUUAUUCCACCUGAAGAUCAAGAUUGCCAUGAAUUGCUGCAUGUGCUACUUACAUCGCUUGAAGAGGAGGCAGUGAGACCGAAGAAGAUUGGCUGUCUUUCUGAUGCUUUAGGUGACGUGAUGAACACACCGACAUCAGCAAUGGGUCCACCACGACCAUCAUCGGCAAUGCUGUCCGAUUUUCUCAAAUCCGACUAUGACGAAUCUACAAGCCUAAUGCGGCAAGCCAGAUCCGAAGCGCACACACCAGAUUCACCGCAUUCUGUGUGCACCGAUGACGAUCAGCCCGAUGAGCAGAUGCUCGACCAAGCCAUCAUGUCACCGAUGAUAAUGCCAGAAUAUCGCAAGAGUCGAGUUAGAAAUAUGCAAACGCAUCAAGCCAAUGGUGGACAUGGUGACCAUAUGAGCAGCAAGCGCAAUUCUUUGUCGUGUCGUUCUCUGGAGCGUUUAAGCCGCGGACCAGGUCGAGUGUCAGUCUACGGUGAAAAGUCGCAGAUUCAAAUACCGCAUCCAUUUCGCGGUGCUCAAAGUAGUCAAAUGAUCUGUUCGAAUUGUGGAUUCAAGUCUGUGGUUCGCUACGACAAAUUCGAUAGCGUAUCACUUCCUCUGCCAGAAAUCCGCAGAUCGGUGUCACUUGCCAAUCUAAUGACCGAAUACAUUGCAACGGAAAACUUAACUGGAGUUGCUUGUGAGUCCUGCGUUACCACAUGUGACCAUACCAAGUCUGUCACAUUUGCUAAGUUGCCAGCAUGCUUAUGCAUUCACAUCUCCCGAAACACAUGGCUGCCGACCGGACAAGUGAGCAAACGCCAGGACUAUGUCAGUUUCCCGGAAAGUCUGUCAAUGGCACCAUACAGUUUCAUUCAGCCCAGUUUGAGCCAGGCAAGCACACCAUGGGGAAGCACAGUGUCGUUGCUAUCAUCUAGUUUACCAAUGAAUGGUCGUGAUUCAUUUAGUUCGUACACGUUUGGCGCAAUGUUCCCACGGAAUUUGUACCGGUUGUUGGCUGUUGUCGUUCACACUGGCGAAGCCAAUCGGGGCCAUUUCGUGACCUAUCGAAGAGGCGCUUUAAGGAAUUCUCAUCGUUGGUAUUACACUUCGGACACAGUCGUGAAAGAGGUAUCCAUUGACGAAGUGCUCAGUAUCAACGCUUACAUGCUGUUUUACGACAGAGGACCGCAACGGCAAGGAAUGUAAGACGACGUUUAGAAUUUGGGAAUUUGUCGAAUAGGUGGUAGGUUUAGAUUUUAAACUUUUUUCGUUCGUGGCUGUUAUUAUUUUGUUGAUGUGUCAUAGUGCUCAUAAGUCAGAUGAAAUUAAGUAGCUAAGUUAGACGAAAAACAAAAGUGAGAAAUCUCUAAAUGAAUUUUGAAAUUUGAAAUACCUUUUCUCAUCCAACGAAUUAUACAUUUAAUUUACG
This is a messenger RNA of Bradysia coprophila, 2113 nucleotides long. It is a transcript of the gene Usp30, whose product is annotated as ubiquitin specific protease 30. The record is from RefSeq and is a predicted model, not a curated record. NCBI's taxonomy places the organism in Eukaryota, Metazoa, Arthropoda, Insecta, Diptera, Sciaridae. Gene Ontology annotation, biological process: protein deubiquitination. Gene Ontology annotation, molecular function: cysteine-type deubiquitinase activity. Gene Ontology annotation, cellular component: cytosol; nucleus.